Messenger RNA from Clavispora lusitaniae ATCC 42720, 3432 nucleotides. NCBI's taxonomy places the organism in Eukaryota, Fungi, Ascomycota, Pichiomycetes, Serinales, Metschnikowiaceae. The record is from RefSeq and is a predicted model, not a curated record.
AUGCGGCGUCCAUUCAGCUUGUCCUUCGCUUUGGCCACUUUUGCCAGCACCGUUUUCGGAUUAAUUACCAUUUCUCAGAAUACCGACAUUGUUGGCAGGGCAAAUUACUAUGACGAUCUUCUUGUCAGUCCAGAAGUUUACCUCUCCUUUGAUAACAAGAAUGGCCUUAUCUUGAAUACUUUCAACGGUAUGGUGACUGUCAAUGGAGAAUUGUUUAUUGGAGAUAGUGGACGACACACCGGAAUGUCUGUGUACUUCAAUAAAGGCUUCACCAAUAACGGCAAGGUUGUUCUUAAUGCCGUGAACGAAACUUCUGCUCCCAGUUUUUAUUAUCUUGGUCCUACGUUUCUCAACUAUGGUCAAAUUUUCAUGGCCGGUAUUGGAAACACAGGAGGUUCUACCAUGGACAUUUGGCCUGCUUUGAGUUCUGUACCAGAGAACCAUGGUACCAUCACAUAUGCACAAAGUGGUACUAGGAUAGGAGGAACUUCGUAUUUUGGCCAGAACGGUCAAACGGUUCGCAAUGACGGUACAAUCUGUUUGUCUCAUAUGAACAUGUACCAGCAUUCUAAGGUGCAAGGUACUGGGUGUUAUUCUGUUGGGGAAGAUUCUCUUUUGCUUGUGGACAACCCAAACCUUUAUCCGUUGUCUGCAGCUCAAACCAUCUAUCUUGCCAGCUCUACGUCUCAUAUCCGCAUUGGAUCGGAGAAGCCUCUGUACACCUUCACAGUAGCCGGCUGGGGUAACAACAACAGAAUUGGGUUUACUGGUACUAUUAAGUCGGUCUCUCUUUCAGGAAGUGUUUUGAGUGUCAAAGUCGGAAGCACCACAUACCGUUUUGAAAUCGGUCUUGGCUACAUCCAGCAGUAUAUUGUAGUUGGUUCUUCUUAUUCAUCUGGCGGCUUUUUUAUUACGUCGUAUGUGAGAUAUAACAAGAAUCCACCUUCUGCAUCAAGUCCCGCUGUUUGCAAUGCAUGCCCGCCAGUUCCUGGUUUUCCAACUGGUCCUGCCAGUUCUCUGUCGGUUUCGAGCUCAAGCACAAGCGAGUCGGUUUCUAGCUCUAGUGUGACAUCUGAGUCGAGUUCUACACAGUCAAGUUCAGAAUCAAGCUCUACAGAAUUUAGUUCUACAGAAACUGAAUCCUCAAGUUCUGCUUCAUCCAGUUCCACCGACUCAAGCUCGUCAGAAUCAAGCUCGACAGAAUCUGUAUCUUCUAGUGCUACAGAAUCUAGCUCAAGCGAGUCUAGUUCUACUGAGUCUAGCUCUACUGAAACUGAAUCAUCUAGUUCUACUGAGUCAUCAAGUUCUACUGAAUCCAGCUCCACCGAGUCUAGUUCUACUGAAACUGAAUCAUCUAGCUCCACUGAGUCUAGUUCUACUGAUUCAAGUUCUACUGAGUCCAGCUCAACUGAGUCUAGUGCCACCGAAUCUGGCACUUCUAGCUCUGCUGAGUCUUCUUCUACAGAAUCUAGUUCCACGCAAUCGAGUUCAACCGAAUCCAGCUCCACUGGAUCAAGCUCUAGUGAAUCGAGCUCCGCAAGCUCUUCUGGGUCUAGCUCUACAGACUCUGGAUCUUCCAGCUCCGUAAGCUCUUCUGGGUCUAGCUCUACAGACUCAGGUUCUUCCAGCUCUACCGAAUCUGGAGCUUCAACCUCUACAGACUCUGGAUCUUCAACCUCUACAGAAUCUGGAUCGUCAAGCACCUCCGAAUCCAGCUCUGCAGAAUCAUCGAGCUCUACCGAAUCUUACUCUUCCAGCUCUACGGAAUCUUCUAGUUCUGCUGAAUCCAGCUCAAACUUCAGCUCAUCAAGUACGACAGAGGCCCAAACUUCUGGUACAUCUAGUGCAUCUGAAUCUAGCUCUGGCUCCACGGAAUCUGACUCAACUAGUUCUACGGAGUCGGGAUCCUCAAGCUCUACUGAGUCAGGUUCAAGUUCCACAGAAUCUGGAUCUACCUCUACUGAAUCUGGAUCCUCUAGUUCUACCGAAUUUUCUAGCUCUUCUGAGUCUGGAUCUACUGCUACAGACUCUGGAUCUUCUAGCUCCACUGGAUCCAGCUCUGAAUCUGGUUCAUCCACCCAAUCUAGUUCUUCUGGAACUAGCUCUACCGAAACCAGCUCAUCAAGCUCUACCGAGUCGGAAUCUUCGUUGUCUACUGAAUCUGGUUCGACAAGCUCUACUGAGUCAGAGUCUGGAUCUUCUACAGUGUCUGGAUCUUCUAGCUCUUCAGAAACUAGCUCCUCAGCCUCUUCCGAAAGUGAAUUUUCGAGCUCUUCAGGCUUCUCUAGCUCGACUGAAAGCACUUCCUCCCAAUCUGGAACUUCUUCUGAAUCUGGCACUUCUGAAACUGGUGCUUCUUCUCAAUCUGGCACUUCCUCUCAAUCUGGCACUUCUUCUGAAUCUGGCACUUCUUCAUCAUCCAGCUCAGCCUCUACAGGUUCCGGCUCAUCUAGCUCCACAGACUUGAGUUCGGGCUUUAGCUCCACAGGCUCCUCUGCGACCUUUAGCUCUACCGAAACGAGCUCAGCUGAAAGCUCUACACAUUCAGCCAGCUCUUCCGGUUCUGGAACAAGUUCGUCUGGAUCUGGUUCUUCUAGCAGUGGUUCAUCACACUCCACUGGAGAAACUUCCACAUCAACGUUUUCUUCAAGUGGGCUUCCUUGUCCAGCUUGUACAAAGUACACCACCACAUUCACAUUGUCUACACUGGGAAGUGUUAAAACAGAGUCUGGCUUGGUUAUUGUGACGACCGCUUCGAAUGGCCAAUUAACUACCAUGACCUCUCUUUUCCCACAAGAGUCCACUUUGGGCCCAGUCACUGGUACUUCCCAAAGCUCUUUCCUGGGAUACUUCAACACCUCAAAGAGUACUGUUGAGACUUUACCCACAACGGAUCUUUCCUCUACGCCCAAGAAUACCGAAACUGGAGCUUCACUGAAACCAGGAGAACAAUCUUCUGGAACGAAGACGAGUACUUAUACCCCUCUACCAGCUUCUACGGCAAACGGUACCCCUGGAAAUAAUGGUGGAAACACAAGACCUGGAGGUGGAUCUGCUAGUGGAACCAAAGAAACGUUAGCAAGUGCUAAUACUUCAGGCGUUCCAAGAUCUGCCGGUCUGUCAUCGCCUGGAAACGUCCAGCCUGGUGUUCCAGCUGUUUCCGAGCAAUCCAAGCCUGAACAAUCUGCCCACACCAAUUCUGGCAACUUGCAAAACCCCACGACAAACACUGCACCAAACAAUCAGCCUGGAAACACCGAAACACCGAAAACAUCCACUUACAAGGCACCUUCGUCCAAGACCGGAGAAUCAGAAUCUGCUUCUGUCCCAACUGGCUCUACUCCAGUGAUUUCUGUAACUGGAGGUGCAAGUUUCCAGGGCACCACUCUUUUUGCAGUGUUUGUGUCAAUCGUCACACUAUUCCUCUUUUAG